AUGCCCGCUUCCACCAAAAAGAAACCGAAUCAAGAGAAAUUGCUCUUCAUUCGUGUUGAAAUACUUUUUGAACGUUGUAAAGCCCUCCUCUCCACGGCCAAUGAUUCGCUCGAAGCGUACAAACCCGACGCUGCUGCGGCAAUGUUCGAAAAGAUUUCCUCCCUCUCUGACGAUCUUACAGAGGCGUUCUCCUCUUGGCUCUUGAACUCUUCCGAUCUGGAGGACGAAAAUAUCGUGGUAGCAAAAACAACUUUCAAUGAAAUUGCAAAGUCCACUGACGACAUCCUCGUCAAGCUUAGGUCCAUAGCCCCUGUUAAUAAGUCCGCAAAACAGGAAAAAGAACAGGUACCCUCCAGGUUACGCAAAGUUGAUUUUCGUCCUCUUGACAAAGGUUCUCCAAAAAACUGGUUCGAAGACCUGGAGAUCGUGUUCAAGGCAAUGGGCAUCAACGAUGAGGCUUUCCGCUACGCAUCAUUGCUCCGCCUAGUGGAUGGACAAACAAGCACGUUGUUAAGCACGAUUUCAAGAGAGCAACCAGCUGACUGCUACACAAGAGCUCGGAAGGUUAUUAUUGCUGAAUUUUCGUUAUCUAAGUUCGACAGAGCCAAAAUGUAUCUGCAUGAUUCCGCACCUGGUCCUGAUGAAAACCUCUCGCAUUUCGCGUCGAGAAUCGAG
Molecule: messenger RNA, 675 nt
Organism: Paramuricea clavata
Lineage: Eukaryota; Metazoa; Cnidaria; Anthozoa; Malacalcyonacea; Plexauridae
Source: the annotation of a GenBank genome assembly